AUAUAUAUAUAUAUAUAUAUAAAGGCGGCUCGAUAAAGUUGUAAUGAAAAGUUUCCCUGCGCUUGUGCGCGGGGAUCUGGCUUGGGGACCCUCGAAGAGCUGCUGCUGUGUGUAGUUCUUGUAGCGCCCGGACACAAAGCCCAGACUCUGGCCUGGACUAGCUGGUGGUAACUUGGCCAGGGAGCCGCUGUUGCACCUACACUCAUCAAUCGCAGCAGCAGUGUUUUACUUUCGCCGUAGGUUAUUCAAACUGACCUUAAAACUAAUGCACGUAGCAUAAAGUAAUGUAAAGCCCACGCAUAAGGGCCACUCCGGAGGUACAUUGUACCUUUACCUGGAUAUUAUGGGUUUUCUUUGCAAGCUGGCAGUAAAGCUCCGAACAAGUUUGUAGCUGAGCUGUAUAGAAGUUUAUUUGAUGAAGUCAGAAACAAAAUAGCCAAUAAUCCUUGUGAGCUGGGGUGGAAUACCUUGUGUAUUUUGGCGGUGGUUCCUUGUGAGAGGGGAAGGUGUCAAAGGUGUUAUGCCAUCAAGUUCUGAAGUUCUGGCUGGAGUGGUAGGCGAAAGCAGGACUGAAGAUUGGAAGAGCAGCCAUUACAUAAGAAUGUCUUCCAAGCAAGCUCCCUCUCCAUUUGCUCCAGAUGCUAAUGGAGAGGAAGCAAUGAUUCAAGAAUUAGCUUCACGGAACCAGGAAGAUGGCAUUGAUCAUCACUUGACCUCCCAUCUCCCUCUGCACUCGUUAAUGCACAACAAACCUCAGCCUGAGGAGCUAUCAUCCAUUGUCACCAACAUUCCAUCAGAUGCUGACUGGGAAAGCAUAAUUUCUGCCCAGCAUAGAAUGGAAUCAGAUAGCAAUAAGUUAUGUUCCUUGUACUCUUUCCGCAAUAAUUCUACCUCUCCUCAUAAGCUAGAUGAUGGUAGCCGAGAACGCAGUGAGCUACUAAGUGGUGCAACAUUUGGAACUCCUGAGCGACGCAAAGGAAGCCUUGCUGAUGUGGUUGACACGUUGAAGCAAAAAAAAUUAGAAGAGAUGACAAAGUCUGAACCAGAUGAUUCAUCUUGCAUGGAAAAGAUACUUUCUAAAGACUGGAAGGAAAAAAUGGAGAGACUAAAUACAACUGAACUUCUAGGUGAAAUAAAAGGUACACCAGAAAGUUUGGCAGAGAAAGAAGAGCAGCUCUCUACUAUGAUUACACAACUAAUAAGUUUACGGGAGCAACUUCUUGCUGCACAUGACGAACAAAAGAAGUUGGCAGCUUCCCAGAUUGAAAAACAAAGACAACAAAUGGAACUUGCAAGACAACAACAGGAGCAGAUUGCCAGACAACAGCAGCAACUCCUGCAACAGCAGCAUAAAAUCAACGUAUUACAGCAGCAAAUCCAGCAGGUUCAGGGCCACAUGCCUCCACUCAUGAUCCCCAUUUUUCCACAUGACCAGCGUACAUUGGCAGCAGCUGCAGUGGCUCAGCAGGGAUUCCUUUUUCCACCAGGAAUAUCAUAUAAACCAGGUGAUAACUAUCCUAUGCAGUUCAUUCCAUCGACAAUGGCAGCUGCCACGUCUGGACUCAGCUCUUUGCAGCUUCAGCAAUUGUAUGCAGCUCAGCUGGCCAGCAUGCAGGUGUCACCAGGUACCAAGAUGCCAGUUACACAACAUCAGCCUUCAAAUGCAACAGCUACACACUCACCCACAGGACUGAAAAGUGAAAAACGAAGCAACAGUCCAAUAUCAGCAGUUAAGGAUGAAGUGACUCAGCCAUUGAAUCUGUCAGCACGGCCAAAGACUGCUGAACCAAUAAGGUCCCCUACGUCACCAACACAAAGCUUUUUUCCAGCUAGUAAAACAAGUCCAGUGAGCCUACCGAAUAAAAGCGGCAUCCCUAGUCCAAUUGGAGGGUCAUUAAACAGAGGAUCCUCUUUAGAUAUCCUCUCUAGUUUGAACUCAUCAGCUCUGUUUGGGGACCAGGAUGCGGUGAUGAAAGCAAUUCAGGAGGCAAGAAAGAUGAGAGAACAGUUCCACCGGGAACAACUGCAACAUCAACAGCAGCAGCAGCAACAACAUGCUACCGAAGGGAAGCUACCUUCAUUAAGCAACAUGGGACUUGGCAGCUGCAGAAAUGACAAGGAAAGGACACGCUAUGACAGCCUAGUACCUCAGCUGACUGGGAAAGCAGGAGAAGAUGGAAAGGUGGGUCCUGGAGUUAUUGACUUGACAAGACCAGAAGAUGCAGAUGGCAAUAAAGCAAUGAAUGGGUCUGCAGCUAAAUUACAGCAAUAUUACUGCUGGCCUACAGGAAGUGCCAGUGUGGCUGAAGCUCGGGUCUACAGGGAAUCUCGAGGGCGAAACAAUACUGAGCCACAUAUCAAGCGACCAAUGAAUGCAUUCAUGGUUUGGGCAAAGGAUGAACGCAGAAAAAUUCUCCAGGCCUUUCCUGACAUGCACAACUCAAAUAUCAGCAAAAUCUUAGGUUCUCGAUGGAAAGCUAUGUCAAAUCAAGAGAAGCAACCAUACUAUGAAGAACAAGCACGACUUAGUAAAAUACAUCUAGAGAAGUACCCUAAUUAUAAAUAUAAACCCCGACCAAAACGUACCUGCAUUGUUGAUGGAAAGAAAUUACGUAUUGGCGAGUAUAAGCAGCUGAUGAGGUCAAGAAGACAGGAAAUGAGACAAUUCUUCACAGUAGGACAGCAGCCACAGAUGCCAAUCACCACAGCAACAGGUGUAGUUUAUCCUGGAAGCCUCAGUAUGGCAACAACCACACCCUCACCUCAUAUGACAUCUGACUGCUCUAGCACCUCUGGUAGCCCUGAACCCGGUAUGCCAGUUAUUCAGAGCACUUAUGACUUGAAGACGGACAGUAGCAGUAUUGUUGGCAAUGACAUGAUGAAUGGAGAAGAUGACAUGGAAAUGUAUGAUGAUUAUGAAGAUGAUCCUAAGUCAGACUAUAGCAGUGACAAUGAAAAUCAAGAAGUAGUUGGUGCCAAUUAAGAAUAACGGCAAUUGAACUAUGGCCAUUUUCGAAAACAAAGGGGAAAAAAACAUUCUUAAUGAGCCUGCAUGCAUAUGUGGCUCCCACAGAUACAUCAGCAAAAUUGGUCUUAAAAGUUUUAUAAUAUUUAAACAUUUUUAUGGAUGUUUAUUUUUGUUUUUCAUAAACAUUUUUUUUGGUUAAGGCCAAUAAAGAGUUGGCACAUCUGGACUUGAAAGGAUAUAUAAAUUCAGAAGAAUUUUACUGUCUUAACUUUUCUGUGUUUCUUCUCCUCUCCUUCUUUGUCUUCUUAGUUUGGAUGCUGUCAGAGGGUUAUGUUACAGUUUUCAAAAGGGGUUAUGCAUUCUCUCUCUCAGGUAUGCUGUGCCGGCCAACAGGUUGUGAAUGUGUGUUAAUCUGAAUUAUUUAAAACAAUGGAAAAAAAAUCAAGUUUGCAGAUGUGCUUAAGCACUGACAUUGUUUAUAUUAUUGAGUUCUGCUCUUUCUCCUUAUAGUGUAUUUGAUCUUCUGAUGUGCCAAAAGUUUCUUAAAUUUUCUUUUAACAUGUCUUAUAAAAGACACUACAAAGUCUUAGACAAUCUUUUGACAUCUUAAUGAAACCAUGCUUAUAGAUUUUUUUUUCUGCAAGUGAUGGCAAAGUACUCAGGAAACUGGAGAUGGGAUGCUGUUAAGUGGCAGAUUUGAUUGCCAUAUUGCAUGAACCCAAAAGCUUUUGCCAUUCAAUGAGCCAUUGUGUGUUAAAUUCAGAGCAAGCUCAACAGAAUGAUCACUAGUUAUGGACAAAAACAGGGCUAGGCAAUUAGAGCCUACCACAAACAGCACCUCAAAACUCUUUAAGGACUCUUGCAUUCAGUGCUAAUAGGUAUGCUCUUAAAUUAUUGAUGCAUUCCAGAAUGUCAAGGGGCCAAAUUCAUCUGUACCGCUGAUGAAGUUUGAGAGUGAAGAAAGAAAGAAAGCUGGCAGCAUAUUUGCAGUCAUUUACAAGUCUUAUUUACUAUACAUUUCACCCUGUAUAUCAGGUUCUGAAUGUGAAGGCAGUUCUGCCUACAGCAGUGAAGUUUAUACAAUAUUGGAAUGCCUUAUAUGAAAGACCCUCAUGACAGUAUUUAUUUCAUAUGAAAUAAGAAUCUAAUAAUUAAUAAAACAAUGACACUGCAUUUCAGCUGCCUGCAUUUGUGUGAAACAGUUAUAAAACAGCUAGCUACUAAAACAUCCUUCAUUUAUUCUAUUUUGCUAGUAACAGUGCAAUUUGAACAAUGAGCAUCUCAUAUAGGAUAUAAGUACUGAGGUGAUCGCUAUUGUAAUAUUUAUUUUACAUAACGAACAAGAUUAAUGUUUUUCAUUUAGUUUCUGUAAACAUAUUCAUUACAUUAGAGUAACAUAUAUAUAUAUAUAUAUAUAUAUAUAUAUAUAUAUAUAUAUAUAU
Protopterus annectens (West African lungfish) is the source of this 4410-nucleotide messenger RNA. RefSeq names its product SRY-box transcription factor 6 (gene SOX6). NCBI's taxonomy places the organism in Eukaryota, Metazoa, Chordata, Ceratodontiformes, Protopteridae. Gene Ontology annotation, molecular function: RNA polymerase II cis-regulatory region sequence-specific DNA binding; DNA-binding transcription factor activity, RNA polymerase II-specific. The coding region runs from base 521 to 2983 and encodes 820 amino acids. Gene Ontology annotation, biological process: central nervous system development; positive regulation of chondrocyte differentiation; regulation of transcription by RNA polymerase II. The record is from RefSeq and is a predicted model, not a curated record. The transcript has 17 exons. Gene Ontology annotation, cellular component: nucleus.